Molecule: messenger RNA, 4064 nt
Organism: Eubalaena glacialis (North Atlantic right whale)
Lineage: Eukaryota; Metazoa; Chordata; Mammalia; Artiodactyla; Balaenidae
Gene: INTS4
Product: integrator complex subunit 4
Exons: 23
Coding region: 131-3025 (964 amino acids)
Biological process (GO): snRNA processing
Cellular component (GO): integrator complex
Source: RefSeq, a predicted model, not a curated record
GCCUCUCUUUCCCGGAACCCCACUGCCUUGUGGGACCGUUGCUGGUUCCUCCGGCCUGGGCAGGUUUUCCGGACUCCUCCGCUCCACCUCCCUCCUCGGGUACGGAAGCUGAGAGAGUGUGAGGACUGCCAUGGCGGCGCACCUCAAGAAGCGGGUGUACGAGGAAUUCACUAAGGUGGUUCAGCAACAGCAGGAGGAAAUUGCUACUAAGAAACUCCGACUGACAAAACCAAGUAAAUCUGCAGCACUCCACAUAGAUCUGUGUAAGGCUACCUCCCCAGCAGAUGCUUUGCAGUACCUACUUCAGUUUGCCAGGAAGCCUGUGGAGGCAGAAAGUGUGGAGGGAGUAGUCAGGAUUCUCUUGGAACAUUAUUACAAGGAGAAUGAUCCAUCUGUGAGACUGAAAAUUGCAUCAUUGUUGGGUUUACUGUCAAAGACUGCAGGAUUUUCACCAGACUGCAUUAUGGAUGAUGCCAUUAACAUCCUGCAGAAUGAAAAGUCUCAUCAAGUCCUAGCUCAGCUGUUGGACACUUUGCUUGCAAUUGGCACUAAACUCCCAGACAAUCAAGCUAUCCAGAUGCGAUUAGUUGAUGUAGCCUGCAAGCACCUGACAGAUACCUCGCAUGGUGUAAGAAAUAAGUGCCUGCAAUUACUUGGCAAUCUGGGUUCUUUGGAGAAAAGUGUCACAAAAGAUGCAGAAGGCCUAGCUGUCAGAGACGUCCAGAAGAUUAUAGGGGAUUACUUCAGUGACCAGGACCCACGUGUCAGAACAGCAGCUAUAAAAGCCAUGUUGCAGCUCCAUGAAAGAGGACUGAAAUUAUACCAAACAAUUUAUUCUCAGGCUUGUAAAUUGCUCUCUGAUGACUAUGAACAAGUGCGCAGUGCUGCAGUCCAGCUUAUCUGGGUUGUCAGUCAGCUGUAUCCUGAAAGCAUUGUCCCAAUCCCUUCUUCUAAUGAAGAAAUUCGCUUAGUUGAUGAUGCGUUUGGAAAAAUUUGUCACAUGGUCAGUGAUGGCUCCUGGGUGGUUCGAGUUCAAGCUGCAAAGCUAUUGGGCUCUAUGGAGCAAGUCAGUUCUCAUUUCUUGGAACAGACGCUUGACAAGAAGCUGAUGUCAGAUCUGAGGAGGAAACGCACUGCACAUGAACGUGCCAAGGAACUUUACACUUCGGGAGAGUUUUCCAGCGGCAGGAAGUGGGGAGAUGAUGCUCCCAAGGAAGAAGUAGAUACGGGGGCUGUGAACUUGAUCGAGUCAGGAGCUUGUGGAGCCUUUGUUCAUGGACUGGAAGAUGAGAUGUAUGAGGUCCGCAUUGCUGCUGUAGAGGCGCUCUGCAUGCUGGCCCAGUCUUCACCCUCUUUUGCUGAAAAGUGCCUUGAUUUCCUGGUUGACAUGUUUAAUGAUGAAAUUGAGGAGGUACGUCUACAGUCCAUACAUACCAUGAGAAAAAUCUCUAACAAUAUCACCCUUCGAGAGGAUCAGCUUGACACUGUCCUGGCUGUGUUAGAGGAUUCAUCCAGAGAUAUUAGAGAGGCUCUUCAUGAACUCUUAUGCUGCACUAAUGUUUCAACCAAAGAAGGGAUUCAUCUUGCACUGGUGGAGCUGCUGAAAAAUUUAACCAAGUACCCUACUGAUAGGGACUCCAUAUGGAAAUGCUUGAAGUUUCUGGGAAGUCGGCAUCCAACCCUGGUGCUUCCCUUGGUGCCGGAGCUCCUGAGCACCCACCCGUUUUUUGACACAGCUGAACCAGACAUGGAUGAUCCAGCUUACAUUGCAGUUUUGGUUCUUAUUUUCAAUGCUGCUAAAACCUGUCCAACAAUGCCUGCAUUGUUCUCAGAUCAUACCUUCAGACACUAUGCCUACCUCCGAGACAGUCUUUCUCAUCUUGUUCCUGCCUUGAGGUUACCAGGUAGAAAACUAGUGUCAUCAGCUCUUUCUCCCAAUAUCAUGCCUCAUGAGGAUCCUUCCCAUCAGUUCCUGCAGCAGAGCCUUGAAAGGGUAUACAGUCUUCAACACCUGGACCCUCAAGGAACUCAGGAGCUGCUAGAGUUCACCAUCAGGGAUCUGCAAAGACUUGGAGAACUUCAGUCUGAAUUGGCAGGAGUAGCUGACUUCUCUGCUACCUAUCUUAGGUGUCAACUUCUUCUCAUCAAGGCCUUGCAGGAAAAGCUGUGGAAUGUGGCUGCCCCUUUGUAUGUGAAGCAGAGUGAUUUGGCCUCAGCAGCAGCAAAACAGAUCAUGGAAGAAACCUACAAAAUGGAGUUCAUGUAUAGUGGCGUGGAGAACAAGCAGGUGGUGAUUAUCCAUCACAUGAGGCUGCAGGCCAAAGCCUUGCAACUUAUAGUAACAGCACGGACUGCUCGAGGAGUUGACCCCUUAUUUGGGAUGUGUGAAAAAUUUUUACAGGAAGUGGACUUUUUUCAGAGGUGUUUCAUCGCUGAUUUGCCCCACCUGCAGGACAGCUUUGUGGACAAACUUCUUGACCUCAUGCCCCGACUCAUGACAUCCAAACCUGCAGAAGUGGUCAAAAUUCUACAUACCAUGCUGCGGCAGAGUACCUUCCUACACCUCCCCCUUCCAGAGCAGAUCCACAAAGCCUCAGCCACCAUUAUUGAGCCAGCGGGCGAGUCAGACAACCCUUUGCGGUUUACAUCUGGGUUGGUGGUGGCCCUGGAUGUCGAUGCAACCCUGGAACAUGUGCAGGAUCCUCAGAGCACUGUGAAGGUCCAGGUCUCAUAUCCAGAUGGCCAAGCUCAGAUGAUCCACCCUAAGCCGGCAGACUUUCGGAAUCCCGGCCCAGGGCGGCACCGGCUUAUCACUCAGGUGUAUCUCUCCCACACUGCCUGGACAGAACCGUGCCAGGUGGAAGUGAGACUGCUGCUGGCCUACAACUCCAGUUCACGCAUUCCAAAAUCCCCCUGGAUUGAGGGUGGUGAGAUGUCAUCCCAGGUGGAAACCAGCAUCGAGGGCACCAUCCCCUUCAGCAAGUUUGUAAAAGUUUACAUAAUGCCCAAACCCGCAAGGCGCUGAGUCACAAGUAGUCUUUACAGCCGUGGCCUAGAAGGCCCUUCUUGGGAUCAGAGUGAGCCAGAAGCCUGGAGCAUUUCAGCUGGACAUGGUAUAUAGGCAUAAGGAAGAACAUGUGACCCUUAUAGUCUCAUCUGGUAUCAAACAUUGGAUAAAUUAUUUUGCAUUAAGAAAACAAAAACCUUCAAGUCUAUCCCAUCCCCCACCCCCUACCUCCCUAGCCUUGCCCCCAGUAAAGUUGAGACACCAAGCUGUUCUAGAAAUCUGUGUAGCUAUAGGUUCAACAUUUAUACCGCAGGCCUACAUUCUUCAGGUGUGAAACAAAAAGAUCCAAUUUUCUAGCCCCUUCCAAAGAACCAGUUAUUGGAGCCAUAAUCUUAUUUCUUUAAAGCAAUAGUCUGUUUGCCAGGGCCAACUCCAAAGCAGCUUUCACAGCUGUACGUUUUCACCACCGACAGUUCCUGAAGGGCCCUAGACUUUCGUUAUCUUGCUGAGAGUCUCCUUCCUUAACUCAGGCAAUAGCUGGCCAAGGACUGAAUGAACAGCUGAAGAAUGAAUCACUUUCAUCCCUCAGGGAAAUUCUUGAUCUUGCCUGCCAUUAUCCUUAGAACAAAAAUAUGAGAGAAGGGCCAUAUUUUACAAAAGAAACCAGGAUUAUGGGAAAGAGGGACCCAGUGUAAGAAACAAAGUCAUUUCCCACUACUUCUCUGAUGACUCCAGCGCUGGAGCUGCAUGUGAGCUGAAGGUGCAGCGGGGGUCUAAGAACAGUAAAGGCUCCAGAGAUGUGAACCACGUGAGGGCCUGUGCUAUGUUCUUUACCUGUCAUUUUAUCCUUGCAACAGCCAAGUGAGACUAAGAGGUUAAGUCACUGGUAGGAAAACUGUAAUAACGCCUUUACUCAUUCAAAUCCAAGAUGAUUCCAAAGGCCUGAGCUAUACCAUAUGGAAAAGAACCUUCAAAUUUUCUCUCUGUGCCUCAGUUUUUUCAUCUGUAAAACAGAGGUAAUUAUACCUUAAGGGUUGUUGAAUGGGUUUAAUUAAAU